CUGCACACGGUAUUCCACAUCUGGAAGCCCUACUAGCGAAAAGAUGCAGAUGGCCAGCCAUGCGGCAUGGGGCCUGGUCAUCCAGACCAGCCAUCGCUAAAUUGGCGGAAGCAUGGCAUGGCGGCCCACCCUUCACAUCAUGCACACUGGCUGUGGUGCUUGUUGUUCAGCCGCGUGGAUUGUUGACGAGGCGGUUGUAUUUAGCAACAAACUCCGCCUCCUUGGAGGGGUUUUUUUUUUAUUCUCCUGGGAAGUCGAUCCGGAAGGUCGAGCAAUCACUGCGUCACUGUAUGGGGGUCUCGAUGCGCUAUGCUCCAGUAUUACUGCAAAUUUUUCAAUCGAUAGCGGAAGGCUAUGCAUAUCGCUCUUCUCGCUGUGCUUGCGCUGUGCUCGAGUUGUGCCUCCGUUUCGUGUUUCGCUAUGCUGGGCGUGGCGAUUCCCAGCGGACAUGUCCGGAACCUGUCUUUUCGUCUCGGGACCUUGCAGAACAUGUUCCACUUCACCUGCCACCCGUGGCCACUCAUCUGUCAACAGAUGGCGCUAGAUGGCUUGUUUGUUUUGCUCCCACGCUCCGUUUCCAUCUCGACGGCAAUGUUUGCAUGGUUGCGUGCCCCCAAGCCGUACCGCUGGGCAUGCAUGUACCAGCCUCACCCGAUGCAUGA
Messenger RNA from Periconia digitata, 662 nucleotides. Lineage: Eukaryota; Fungi; Ascomycota; Dothideomycetes; Pleosporales; Periconiaceae. The record is from the annotation of a GenBank genome assembly.